Aspergillus japonicus CBS 114.51 is the source of this 1678-nucleotide messenger RNA. RefSeq names its product arsenic resistance protein ArsH. The record is from RefSeq and is a predicted model, not a curated record. NCBI's taxonomy places the organism in Eukaryota, Fungi, Ascomycota, Eurotiomycetes, Eurotiales, Aspergillaceae. The coding region runs from base 278 to 1678 and encodes 466 amino acids. Gene Ontology annotation, molecular function: oxidoreductase activity. The transcript has 5 exons.
GUCUACCUUGGCUUUGUUGUGCCCAAACUGAUGACAUACCAGGUAUACAAGAAUUCACCGAUUCCAACAGAGGUCACCAAUUAUACUAAGCAGUAACUGUCGUCACAUGGGCCAUAUCAGAUCGAUUAUUAAUGCAGAGGACAACCGUUUAGUGCUCUCGCGGUGGAUAUAAAAAUGGUUGAGCGCCCCGGUCUGCAUCCCGCUACCAUGCUGAACCUACAACAACACCUCUUCUCAGUAACACACCAUCCACUUGUAUCGGAAAUCCUCCUACAAUAUGGCUGGAGACAUCUACAAUCUGGUCCAGUCCCGCUAUGGCGACAUCGCCAACCGGAGUACUGCCGGCCAGCGUGGCAAAGAAGAAGACAUCGCUAGGGCAUUCGGCUACAGCGCGGAAGACCUCAGUAUCCUGCCUGAGAAAACCAAUCUAGGUCUCAGCUGUGGGAAUCCCGUGGGGUUCGCUAAUGUAAAAGAGGGCGAGACAGUCCUGGACCUCGGCAGCGGUAGCGGCAUUGAUGUCCUCCUGGCCGCUCGGAAGGUUGGCCCCAGGGGGCAGGUCAUCGGGGUGGACAUGACGAAAAACAUCCAAAGGGCAGGACUGUCCAAUGCCAGGAUCAUCGACGCAAAGAUCACCUCCAUUCCGCUGCCCGACGCCAGCGUGGACUGCAUCAUCAGCAACUGCGUGAUCAACCUGGUCCCGGCGGUCGACAAACCCGCUGUGUUCAGGGAGAUCGCUCGACUCCUGAAGCCCGGGGGCAGAGUGGCAGUCAGCGACAUCUUGGCUAGAAAGCCUCUGCCGGAUCACAUCACUCAAGACAUGGCGCUGUACGUGGGGUCUGUCCCGGCAAACCCUGCGGCUCCCUUCUUCGAUAGGCAACAAUCGCUAGCUAUUCCGGAGACCGAGGACAACUCCGACAUCCGCCGCAAAUACCGUCCCUUCAUUCUCGAGGAUGACGCCGCGGAAGACUGGGUCAACAGGCUCGAGUUGACCACCGCCAUGGACAUGGCGGCGCAGGCGCUGGCGAAGUCCAACGACCGGCUCAAAGUCCUGGUCCUGUACGGCAGUCUCCGUCGGCGGUCCUACUCCCGCCUCGUGGCGUUGGAAGCCAGCCGGAUUCUUUUUCGACUCGGGUGCGAUGUCCGCGUGUUCGAUCCCGAGGGUCUGCCAGUGAAGAAUGAUACCGAACACAACCACCCCAAGGUGCAGGAGCUGCGGGAGCUCAGCAAAUGGAGCGAUGGGCAUGUUUGGGUGUCUCCUGAGCAACAUGGGAACCUGACCGCCGUCUUCAAAAACCAGAUCGACUGGAUCCCACUCAGCACCGGAAGCGUGCGCCCCACGCAGGGUCGCACGCUGGCGAUCGCACAGGUAUGUGGCGGAUCGCAGUCGUUUAACGCGGUCAACUCCCUGCGCAUCCUCGGCCGGUGGAUGCGCAUGUUCACCAUCCCGAACCAGUCCUCGAUCCCCAAAGCCUACACCCAUUUCCCGGACGAGGGGUGGCCGGGUGAUCAACGGCUGCUGCCGAGCGGGAACCGCGACCGCCUGGUGGAUUGCAUGGAGGAGUUUGUGAAAUAUACCAUCCUCAUGCGGCCGCACCUGGAGCUGUUUGGGGACCGGUAUAGUGAGCGAGAGGAGAAGCGGGCGAAGGAGGAGAGGGCCCGCGCGGAAUCAGGAGUUUAG